Lottia gigantea (owl limpet) is the source of this 342-nucleotide messenger RNA. RefSeq lists its product as hypothetical. Lineage: Eukaryota; Metazoa; Mollusca; Gastropoda; Lottiidae. The annotation marks the transcript as partial. The transcript has a single exon. The record is from RefSeq and is a predicted model, not a curated record.
GUUUUUCAGAAUCAACCAAGUUCUCAGCGUUCAACACCAAAUAGUUCGCCACGAUCUCGCAACGCCAUGUCUCCCACUAUCAUCAAUAAUGUUAAUAAUAAUAAAGUCAAUUCACCAAGUACACCAAUGGAGUCUUCCCUGACUGGUCUAGGUGGUGAUGUCAGACAAGCAUUUAGUCAGCGUCCGUCUGCUAGUAUUAAUAAUGUUGGUGGUAUGGGAAAUUUCCGUCAAGAUUUACUAGUAGCUGCUGAUUCUGUAACCAAUGCCAUGUCUUCUUUAGUCAAAGAGUUGAAUUCAGGUUGGUAUUUUGACAUUUUGUGGCAGAUAUAUAAACCUAGAUGA